Molecule: messenger RNA, 4009 nt
Organism: Cimex lectularius (bed bug)
Lineage: Eukaryota; Metazoa; Arthropoda; Insecta; Hemiptera; Cimicidae
Product: pre-mRNA cleavage complex 2 protein Pcf11-like
Exons: 1
Coding region: 585-3968 (1127 amino acids)
Biological process (GO): termination of RNA polymerase II transcription
Cellular component (GO): cytoplasm; mRNA cleavage factor complex
Molecular function (GO): RNA polymerase II complex binding; mRNA binding
Source: RefSeq, a predicted model, not a curated record
AAUCUAGAAGGCAGUGGUUUUUUUUGUCCCCUCCCUCCAUUCAUACUCAAGCGUUGUGUAACCUUCCAGUUUCCAGCGGUUUUCAACUCCGUCGCCCUACCUCUCGACAUUUUACGCCCAGAGUUCUCAUACAAUUUUUUUUUAACAAAAAAGAAAAACAUAAAAUUAUUGUAAUUGUAUAUGAAAAUUGUGAAAUAAAUGAUUGUUUUUUAUAAAGGAGAAAAAUGCGUUGUUCUUUUGAGUAAUCAGUAAUUCGUCCGCGGGGGAAUCGAAACCGUUGUCGGAUAACAGGCGGGAAGGUUUGUUUUUCGUUGAUCGUCAGUGUGAAACCUUUGUAUUAUUUUCGUCAGAAAGGCUUUUUUCUUGAGAAAAGUCGACUCGUUUGCAUUUUAAAUAAUCGUUCGGAGGAGAUAGUAAAAAACAGAAGUUGAAAAUAAAAUAAAAAAUUCUGUAACAGCUUGAAGAAAAGCGUUUGACAAGGUAAUGGAGAAAGAUUCGGUAAAUUUGCGGGUUAUUCGCCGGUGAAGAGGUUUUGAGACAUGUUCCUGACCUGUUCCGGCGUGCUGUCGACGUUCUGAUCUAGUAUGGCGAAAGACAUAGCUGAAGAGUUCAACGCGUCACUGUCUGAUCUGAGGAUCAACAGCAAGCCACACAUCAACAUGCUGACCAUGCUCGCGGAAGACUACAUAGAGCACGCCCCGGUGAUAGUGAGUGCAGUCGAGACCCACCUCCACAGGGUGAGGGACGACGUCAAACUUCCCGUCCUCUACCUAGUCGACUCUAUAGUCAAGAACGUCGGUAAAGACUACAUAUCACUGUUUACGGAGAACAUCGUGACGACAUUCUGCACGGUGUUUGCCCGUGUCGAUGAGAAGGUCCGAUCGCAGAUGUUCAAGCUGAGGCAGACUUGGAAUACUAUAUUCCCGGUUAAGGUGAUGUAUGACUUGGACACGCAGGUUAAAACGCUCGACCCGGCUUGGCCGAUCACUGCCACCUCGCCUUCCGUGCGGAUCCACGUCAACCCGAAAUUCUUCCAGAUGCAGAGUGAUGGCGAUGUGAUGCGGGAGGAACUGUUAAAACAACAAAAGGAACUUCUUGAGCUUCAGAAGCGCAAGGUUGAACUCGAGCUACUCCAAACAAAGGCGAUACUCGAGGAACAGCAGAAGAAAUUGGAAAAUAAGACGGACACUCUUGUCAAAGAGGUCCAGGCGAAUAUGGAGAAGGUUGUACCCAAGGUGUCCAGGGAUCCUAGGCUCAAAGCAAAGCCCAAGGGUGAAGAGAAGUCCCCGAGGAAGAGAAAGAGCAAAGACAAGAGAAAAGAGAACCACAAGAAACAACAAAGACAGCUUCCGGCACGUUCCGCCCCUCUCAAACCCCUCGAAGUCGAAACCAAUGAGAAAAUCGAAGAUGAAAAGCACAAGGAAAAAGAACCGAUGGAAACCGACCCGGUCAAGAUCCCCGACGAUCAUUGCGACUCGACUCGAGACGGUUUUGCGACUACAAAAAGGAAAAUCGAAGAUGACAAAAAAGACAAAGAAUUAGACUCGAUCGAGCAGUUAUUCGGUGAUGAAGACGUCGAUCUCCGUCAGAUUGCAAUAAUACCGGACUACACUGAAGGCAAAUGCUGGGCGACUAUAAAAAAGAGCCGUCCUGAAGUUAAGAAGUUCAAAAAGUCACGGUCGUUCAAUUUCAACAAUGAAGACGAAGACUCCGAAGAACCUCAGGAGGACAAUUCGAAUUUGAUAAUAAAACAAGCGGAAGAACAGUUGAAUGAAGGUAACAUAACUUUUUCACAGUAUAACCAUAUGUUGAAAGAAGUCAUAACGAUGAAUGAGGAGAAGAAGUUGAAAGAGGCUGUAUUGAAGGAUAAAGAGGAACCAAGGAAGAAGUACGAGACGGAAGGUCCGGAGUUCGAUGAUAAAAGACGCUUCUCACAGAGGGAAUGGAGACGACCGAUAAAGCGCGUCUUCAACCGGUGGGCACCACAGAAGAACUACAGGUUCAACAAUUUCCGCUGCAGGGAAGUUCCACCAGCCGAUCCACACGUCCUCGAUAUAAUCGCAAAAGACACGAUGCAUACCAUCGACAUCGACAGGAUACCACAUCAGGUCAGAUACUACGGCGAGACUGCAGUGAUCCUUCUUUCCUGGGAUGAUCCGAGAGAGCUGACGUUCCAGCCGGGCAAUGGCCGGAUACUCAUCAACGACAAAGUCCUCGUGCUCCCUUUCAACGCGCCGUACCGUGAGGUCAACAUAGAAGGUGUAAGCACUAAAAUAAGAUUUGGCGCUCCAACCCGUGAGUUAUUCAUUGAUGGUAUAUUCUAUGAGGCGAGCUUCGGUGGUCCGCCCGUGCAAGUCAUGAUCGGAAAUCGUUACCACUCAUUUCAGCUUUUAGGGCCUAUGCCACAGGUCAGAGUUGGUACGACCCCACGCACUGACCUCGUAGCUGGGAAAGUCAAUUUAAUAGUCGACGCAAAGCAUAUUUUUCCGAUUUAUUUAGACGCCAAGCCGCAGAGGUUCGAUAUCGGCCAUGUACCUUACAUACUUCGUUUUGUCGAAGCACUUCGCACCGUUGUAAUCAAUGGGGUACCUUUCAACAUAGAAUUCGGUGGUAAUUUGCCCGUUCCUAUGUAUUUCCAUGGUGAGAAGCACUUUUUAAGGUUCUCCGUCCUUCCUCCUGGCGUCAAACAGGGUUAUGUUAAUAUAAUAAACAUGGAAGGUGGCAGGCUGCCGACACCACCACUCGCAAUGAUGGCGCCUCCUCCCCCUCCCCCUCAGAUAACUCCUGUGUUGCAGGAAUACUGUACAGCACCGUCUGAAGACUUAGAACUCCUCGUGAGCCGGCUUACGACGACGUCUCAGCCCAGGAGCCAGUAUUCGGUAAAGGCGAACGAACCAAAAGAAAAUUCUGUGAUAAACGUAAGCGAGCUUUUAAAGAAAUUGGUCGAAGUCGGAAUCGUACCGCCCGUACAGGAGGAAAAGGAGAAGGUGAAGCAAGUGGAUUUUUCAAAACCGGACAGCUUGAAGACAAAUCAGCCAGGUUUAAUCGCAAUACUCUAUUCGGGGAUACAGUGCAGUUCCUGUGGCGUACGAUUCCCGCCUGAACAGACGGUCAAAUACAGCCAACACCUCGACUGGCACUUCAGGCAGAAUAGGCGAGACAGGGAUACGCUGCGCCGUGUCCAGUCGCGCAAGUGGAACUACGACAUAACCGACUGGAUACAAUACCAGGAGAUCGAGGAGGAGGAAGAACGGCCCGAGAGCUGGUUUGAAAUACAAGAACGCGAGACGGCCGCAGCCUCCGAGGUCGAACAGGAAUCCUCUGUGCCUGUCAUAGAUGACAACAACUCCUGCAGCGUAUGCGGCGACAGGUUCGACCAGUUCUACAACGGUGAUAAAGAAGAAUGGCAGUUAAAGAACGCAAUGCGCCUCGAAAAUUCCCUCUACCAUCCUUUAUGCUACAAAGAGCACGAUUUCAAUUCGGACGCAAUUGAAAUCGAAGUCAAAGAGGAUCGAGAAACAAACCAGGAUGACGACGACGACGACAUCCUCGAGAUCAAAGUGUUAGAGAAAACUGUCGAGUUUUAUGAGCUUUCUGACGAAGAAGGGCCGACUUCGCCGGCCAAAAAGGAAGAUUCGGAUGACGAAGUCCAUUUCUCGCUCAAUAGGGUGAAACAGGAAAAGAUCGAGAUACAACCUGCGCCUGUCGUAACAUCGUCGAUUGAUGGGAACAACGAGCUAGCUGAAUCCACCCCGCUAGUCGUACCUAAGAAGAUCAAGAUCAACAUAACGUCCUCGCUCUCGAAACAGGACAGAUCGGCGAAGAAGGUCGAGGAGAAGGAAUCGGAGAGCGAUGAAGAGAUCAAUUUCCCUUCUUCAGUCAAACCAGACAUCGCUAAGGCGCAGCUUACCGUUUUAGAUCCACUGUCCAUCGGGACAGAAAUAUCAGCCCUCUGUAGCAUAAUGUAAAUUGUAUAUUAUAUAAAUAAAACCUUGUUUUGUUACCUUAA